Coccinella septempunctata (seven-spotted ladybird) is the source of this 1804-nucleotide messenger RNA. Its product is annotated as dnaJ homolog subfamily A member 2-like. The record is from RefSeq and is a predicted model, not a curated record. Gene Ontology annotation, molecular function: ATP binding; Hsp70 protein binding. Gene Ontology annotation, biological process: protein refolding; response to heat. The transcript is spliced from 3 exons. Bases 94 to 1323 code for a protein of 409 amino acids. Gene Ontology annotation, cellular component: cytosol; cytoplasm. NCBI's taxonomy places the organism in Eukaryota, Metazoa, Arthropoda, Insecta, Coleoptera, Coccinellidae.
AUGUUUGUCGAUUUGCGCAUGGUACUUCUCGUAUGUCGACCUUUCUUUCUUCUGCGAUUGUGUUCCUGAUCUUUCGUUUCCUUGUUUAGAAAGAUGGCAGACAACAAGCUUUACGAUAUUCUAGGUGUAAACAGAAAUGCAAGUGAAAAUGAGAUCAAAAAGCAAUAUAGAAAGCUAGCAAAAGAAUUCCACCCCGAUAAAAAUCCUGAUGCUGGCGAUAAAUUCAAAGAAAUUUCCUUCGCCUACGAAGUACUUUCUGACCCGAAAAAACGUGCAACUUAUGAUAGAUAUGGUCUCCAAGGGAUGCAGGAAGGAGCCCAAGAUGGUGGAGAGGACUUUCUAUCCCAUAUAUUCGGUGGAGGACUUUUUGGAGGAUUUAGUCCCUUUGGUGGACCAAUGGGGGGAAUGAGACAGCGUAGACAGCGGACAGAAGAUACAGUCCACCCAUUGAAAGUUUCUCUUGAGGACUUGUACAAUGGAAAAACAAGUAAACUCCAACUGAAUAAGAAUGUCAUCUGUAAAAAGUGCAGUGGCAAGGGCAGCAAAAAUGGAAAUGUUGUCAGAUGUCAUACAUGCAGAGGUUGUGGUAUUAAGACCACAAUCCGUCAUCUUGGUCCUGGUUUUGCACAACAGUCGCAAUCCACUUGUACUGAUUGUAAUGGUACUGGGGAGUACAUAAAAGACAAUGAUCGCUGUGGUACCUGCAAAGGAAAGAAAGUAACCAGUGAAACAAAAAUACUUGAAGUCCACAUUGAUAAAGGUAUGAAAGAAAAUCAGAAGAUUUUCUUCCGAGGGGAAGGUGACCAGAUGCCAGACGUUGAACCCGGUGAUGUUGUAAUCGUCCUCCAGCAAAAACCCCAUGAAACAUUUGUUAGGGAUGGAGAUAAUUUAAGAAUGGAACACACUGUCACACUGACUGAAGCACUGUGUGGUUUCAGCUUUGUGGUGAAACAUUUAGAUGGUCGUGAUUUGAUUGUCAAUCAUCCUGUUGGUUCAGUAUUAAAGCCUGGCGAUAUCAAGACUGUUGAAAAUGAGGGAAUGCCUCAAUAUAAGAAUCCAUUCCAAAAGGGAAAUCUGAACAUAAUGUUUAAAGUAACAUUCCCUGAAAAUCACUUUGCUGAUGAGCAAGGCUAUGCCCUUCUGGAGAAAUACCUCCCACCCAGGCCUGUGUUCAAUAUGCCAAUUGGCGAGCAUGUUGAAGAGGUUGACUUAAACGAUUAUGAUCCUAAUGAUCGCAGGAACAAUUUCAGUCAUCGUGGGGAAUCAUAUGCUAGCGACGAUGAAGAGGCACAUGGUCCAGGUAUUCAGUGUGCGCAACAAUAAAUCAUUAGUUUACCAAAAGUUGUCCUGCUACUUUCUAAAUAAGGAUCAAAUGAUUUAGACAAUUAUAUUCGAUUUAUUGUAAUCAUGUACCGCAAAAGACCCAGAGGUUUGGACUACAUAAAUAUUUCAGUUAGUUGAAGAUCGUGUAUUUUUGCCUAUUCCUGAUAGAAAAUACUCCUUCACAUUUUCAUACAAUUAUGGAGCUCGUUAUUCUAAAACUCGAUACACUUGCUGUAGUUCUAAUCUCUACCCAUGAUUGUGAUAAAUAUACAUUUCAGAAGUGAUAAAUAUUUUUAUCUACAAUAUGUUUUUUUUUCUUUUACAAUGAAUGGUUUUAUUUUUACUGGACAUGAAAUUAUUCCGAAAAACUGGAUAACAAUCUUAAUAUCUUAGGUUAUAUGAUGACAUUAAUUUAUGUGGUUCUGAUUUUGCAGAACAAUCUGUUGAUAGUGUUGAAUAAACAUUCUUGGAAACGAUAAAA